CGCAGGCUCGCUGAUUUGAUCCUGUUGUUUUUGGUUCGGAAAGUUUCGGGUUGAAAGUCUGAAAAAAUGACUGAAGCAAAAAACGCAAAAGGUUCCACCGCGUUGAUAACAAAACCGGCCAAUCUAGAGUGCAAAAACCUAGAAGAAUAUCUUAAGUCACGACCGCCCGAUGCCCUCGAGAAGCUGUACAACUACCCGGCGAUAUGUCUGGCCGUCUAUCGUGAACUGCCGGAAAUCGCACGUCAAUUCGUGAUAAGAAUACUGUUUCUGGAGCAGGCAAUUCCACAAGCUGUCGUGACAUCAUGGGGCUCGCAGAUCUAUGCUAAGGAAAACUUAAUUGUUUCACGUGUUUUAACUGAUCUUGGUGUUUGGCGUAACAUUCCUAUCCCAGGAGGCCUUGAAGGUUUGGAAUUAUGUCCUACUUUCAAGAAGAAUCUGAAAAUUGCCUUACUAGGCGGAGGUCGACCUUGGUCGAUGAGCAAUGCAAUGGAUCCGGAUCAAAAAUCACGUGAUAUCGAAUUUCUUGACACGUAUGCUAUGUCCCGGUGGCGAUGCGUGUUGCACUAUAUGGUAGGUGCUGGCAGUUCGAAAGGUAUGGAAGGAGAAGGCAUUUCGCCCGACGCAGUUCGAAUCCUUCUGCAUGCGAAUCUGAUGAAACGGGAUGAAUCGGACGGUAGUCCGGUGAUUACGCGUCAAGGAUUUCAAUUCCUCUUGCUUGAUACGCAAGCGCAAGUGUGGCAUUUUAUGCUCCAGUAUUUGGAUACUUGCGAAGCACGAGGAUUAGAUUUGGCCGAAUGUUUGUCUAUGCUAUUUCAGCUUAGCUUUUCUACACUCGGUCGUGAUUAUAGUUCCGAAGGGUUGAGCCAAGGGUUGCUUACCUUUUUGCAGCACUUGCGAGAGUUUGGACUGGUCUACCAACGCAAGCGAAAGGAGGGACGAUUUUAUCCCACUCGAUUGGCACACAACAUCACCUCGAAGAAUGCCGUACCUGCCAUUCAGGAGGAUGACAGCACAUCACAGGACAAGGGGUACAUUGUGGUGGAAACAAACUACCGAGUGUAUGCAUACACCGAUUCCAACUUGCAAGUAGCCUUGCUAGGCCUGUUUACCGAACUGUUGUAUCGUUUUCCUAACUUAGUAGUUGGUGUGCUAACUAGAGAUGCAGUACGACAAGCUUUUCGGGGAGGAAUAACCGCUGAACAAAUUAUCAGCUAUCUAGAGCAGCAUGCACAUCCCACCAUGCUCUCCACAGAACAUUCAGUAAACACUAAAUCUCCACUUCCACCGACGGUGGUCGAUCAAAUUAAGUUAUGGGAAAAUGAACGGAACCGUUUUACGUACACCGAGGGCGUUGUUUACAAUCAGUUCCUGUCGCAGGGCGACUUCAACACCCUGCGAGACUAUGCACAAUCCAUCGGAGUAAUGACCUGGCAGAACGAGAGGACCCGAACUAUGGUUGUCACCAAAAAUGGUCACGAUGACGUGAAAAGAUUUUGGAAACGAUAUUCGAAGGGAGGAAGCUAAAGCUUGGGAUAGUUCUUUCGCUCAAUGUGAAUCGAAUGUUGAUCUUAGUGUUUAGUUUUCCUUUAAUAAAGUUU
Messenger RNA from Sabethes cyaneus, 1598 nucleotides. RefSeq names its product general transcription factor IIH subunit 4 (gene mrn). Gene Ontology annotation, biological process: nucleotide-excision repair. Gene Ontology annotation, molecular function: double-stranded DNA binding; ATPase activator activity. Bases 67 to 1524 code for a protein of 485 amino acids. The record is from RefSeq and is a predicted model, not a curated record. The transcript has 4 exons. Lineage: Eukaryota; Metazoa; Arthropoda; Insecta; Diptera; Culicidae. Gene Ontology annotation, cellular component: transcription factor TFIIH holo complex; transcription factor TFIIH core complex.